This is a messenger RNA of Notechis scutatus (mainland tiger snake), 2921 nucleotides long. The record is from RefSeq and is a predicted model, not a curated record. NCBI's taxonomy places the organism in Eukaryota, Metazoa, Chordata, Lepidosauria, Squamata, Elapidae.
AUGAAAACCUCUCGUACUGGGCACCACCAUGAUCGUCCGUGUGAUCAUCCAUUUCCAAAAUCGCCAGAAGAGUUUUCAGACAAGCUUCCCAGACAGCUAUGUCCAAGCAGAGAGAAGAAUUCUAAGAAGUGUGCAACAGGACACAUAUCUGAAUUCGAAUUCCUGAAAGUGGAGAAGCCUAUCCCGAAGUCUAGUCUGGUGAAAUUCGAACUGCCAUAUUGCAGGAAACCAGUAGUCAACAAAAGUAGUUUGCAAAUUCUAGAAAGAAAGCAGCCCGGCGGGGAGAUCAUCGAACUGACAGAAGAGGGGCGGCCUGUUGAAGUGACUGAGAAGGCCCAGCCCAUCAUAGACUGUACCUGCUUUGGCCUCCCUCGCCGUUACAUCAUUGCCAUCCUCUGCGGUCUGGGUUUCUGCAUCAGCUUUGGCAUCCGAUGCAACCUGGGUGUGGCCAUUGUCAGCAUGGUUAAUAAUAACACUGUCUAUGAAGGGGAUAAAGUCACUGUGAAGAAAGCUGAGUUCAACUGGGAUCCAGAGACAGUAGGCAUGAUCCACGGGUCCUUCUUCUGGGGUUACAUCGUCACCCAGAUCCCAGGGGGGUUCAUAUCACAGAAAUUUGCAGCUAACAGAGUUUUUGGCUUUGCCAUUGUGGCAACCUCUACUUUGAACAUGCUCAUUCCCUCAGCUGCUCGGGUCCAUUUUGGCUGUGUAAUCUUUGUGAGGAUCCUACAAGGGCUUGUUGAGGGAGUCACCUACCCAGCAUGCCACGGUAUCUGGAGCAAAUGGGCACCCCCUUUGGAACGUAGCCGCCUGGCCACAACAGCUUUCUGUGGUUCUUAUGCAGGAGCGGUAGUGGCCAUGCCUCUUGCUGGGAUUCUAGUUCAAUAUUCAGGAUGGAGCUCUGUAUUCUACGUCUAUGGGUGCUUUGGUAUUUUAUGGUAUUUAUUCUGGUUGAUGGUUUCCUAUGAGAGUCCUGCACAGCACCCCACCAUCACUGAGGAAGAGAAGAAGUAUAUAGAGGAAAGCAUCGGAGAGAGCGCCAGCCUUAUGAAUCCCCUUAUGAAAUUCAAAACUCCAUGGCGUAAGUUCUUUACAUCCAUGCCGGUUUAUGCCAUAAUUGUAGCCAAUUUUUGCCGAAGCUGGACAUUUUAUUUACUUUUAAUCAGCCAGCCAGCCUAUUUUGAAGAAGUCUUUGGCUUUGAAAUCAGUAAGGUGGGGAUGCUUUCUGCUUUGCCCCACUUGGUUAUGACCAUCAUUGUACCCAUUGGAGGCCAAAUUGCCGACUUCUUGCGCUCCCGAAGACUUAUGUCUACCACAAACGUCCGCAAGAUGAUGAACUGUGGGGGGUUCGGCAUGGAAGCCACGUUGCUCUUAGUAGUUGGUUAUUCCCACAGCAAAGGGAUGGCAAUUUCUUUUCUCGUCCUAGCUGUGGGUUUCAGUGGCUUUGCUAUUUCAGGAUUCAAUGUCAAUCAUUUAGAUAUUGCCCCUCGAUAUGCCAGUAUCUUGAUGGGCAUUUCCAAUGGUGUGGGGACCCUGUCAGGUAUGGUGUGCCCACUCAUUGUUGGAGCAAUGACUAAACAUAAGACACGAGAAGAAUGGCAGUACGUUUUCCUCAUUGCCUCUCUAGUACAUUAUGGUGGUGUCAUCUUCUAUGGGAUUUUUGCUUCUGGGGAGAAGCAGCCCUGGGCUGAGCCAGAAGAAUUGACUGAAGAGAAAUGUGGCUUCAUCAACGAGGAUGAACUGGCUGACGAUGAAGAUGAAGCUGCCCGUAUGGGAGCAGGGGCAGGUGGUGGUGGCUAUGGGGCCACCAAAAGUACCAGUUUUGCCAAUGGAGGUUGGACGGCUGACUGGGACAAAAAGGAGGAAUAUAUACAGGAUCCUGGGAAAGAUUCCUAUAUGUAUGGUGUGCCAGAACAACGGGACUUGUCACAGAGAACCCCAUCCUCCGCUCUCAUGUGAUGAUGGGGAUUGAGUCAAUCCAAUGGAGUGAGAAGAAUGCUUCUUGUUCAGCCUUCUUCUCUAUCUUCCAUUACUUUACCAUUCUGUCCUAUAACCUCCAUCCCGUUUCUGGUGUGUUGGCAAUCAAUGUCUGGACCCACUGAAAAUUGCCCUUCCUGGCAGUCUGCUACCCCUCAAUGAUCCAUAAGCACUUACUUCAAGUGCUUUACUUUACUGUUCCUUGUUUGCAGGCCACUGUAUCUCCACACUGUCCAUUCCUACUGAAGGCUGAUGCUCCUUGAACCAAGGGGUUGAGCUAAAUUUCACACAUCCAUUGCUCCUGAUUCCACUGCACAGUCCUUGAAAAGCUUUGGGAUCACAGCAAAGACACUGCAACACCCUCUAUUAUGUAUGAAAUGAAAACAUAGCUUAUGAAUAGACCAUGCCCUUCACAUGUAUAUGACCCCAGGUUCAAUCCCUAGGCCAAAUGGACUAUAGGAAAUACAUUGAUAUUUUGGUUUCCCCUCAGGACUUCUCGUAAUUAGGAAGUGGCUUGGCACCAACCCCAGCUUUUUAGUCUCUUACUUGGCUACCCUAGUUGUGCAGCUCAUCUUUUCAGUACUUUAAACUUUGCCUUAGACCCUUCUGAUUUUUAGAAAUAAAUUAGAUCUGACUCCCUCAACAUCCUAUACCUUUAUACCUAUGCACCAACCAUCCUCCUGAACUGAAGAUGGGAGAAUCCGUUCACAGUGGCCCUUAAGAUAACCGCUUGCUCCCAUAUUUUAAAAAAUAGUCCAUUUUUCUGCUGUAAUCUAUAGGCCUUCAAAAUGCACCCAGGCAUUUCCAAAUACUGUAUUAUGCAUUUCAGCAUUUUUUCCUGAGCUGUAAAUGAUUUUUAUGCUUAAUGGGUUGAUAUUUUCCUAAUGUGUACUGUAAAUCACUUUCUGUGUAACAAUAUCAAAUUCUGUCUCUCCCCCCCCCCCCCC